AUGGUUGAGAACUAUUGGUCUAAAGUAAGAGUAACUUCAUCUGAGGAGCAACCUCUCAUGAAAAGUGCCAGAUUUAUUAGUAGUAGAGUGGAACUAGCACACUUAACUGUCGCUUCAUCCCCCCCACCCCACACAGACGAGGGAGCGACGAAUAGAGAGGUAAACCUCAAACACUUCAACAGUGUUGCUGAAGAAGGAGAGCUUUCCUUUCCGCCGCGCCCCGCCCCUCUUUCCUCCUUAGUCUUGGAGCAGCCGUCUCCGUCGCGGGAGCCUAGCUUGUCCCGCCGCCGCGUCCGGCACUACUUUCCGUCUGUGGAGUACUGGCCGCGGCGCUGUGGCGGCGUCCGGGGCUUUCUCAGAGCCUCCGACGGCUCUGUGGAGAUUUGUCAGUUUUUUUGUGGAACUGCAGCCCAAGGCUACGAGUUCGGGAGUCCAAGGGAAUUUCGGGGACAGCGAGCGAGCGGGCUCGCGGUGCCCUCCCAGGCAGAGCGUUUGGUGCGCCCCGAGUGUGCGUUCGCUCGUUCGCCGAGCUGCCGGCGUCUCUCGGUCCGCACUCAGCAUGGGCGACCGGUAGGAGUGGGGUUUCGCUGGUUCCUUGGUCGUGAGGAGGAGUCGGCCGCUUCGGGAGGGACAGCUAUGGCGGUGGAGACGCGGCCGGAGCUGGUGGGGAAGCGUUUUCUGUGUGUCGCUGUCGGUGAUAAGGCGCGCCCCGAGCGCUGGGAGAGCGGACGGUGCUGGAGGGGCUGGAGAGCGGGGGUCAUCCGAGCCGUGUCACACAGGGACAGCCGCAAUCCAGAUCUAGCGGCGUAUGUGGAAUUUGAUGAUCUUGAAUGGGAUAAACGAGAGUGGGUUAAAGUUUAUGAAGAUUUUUCAACUUUCUUGGUGGAAUACCACUUAAUUUGGGCAAAAAGGAAGGACCCUAGCCAGACUCAGGGAUCAAAGAGCAAGCAAAUUCAGUGGCCUGCAUUGAUUGUUAAAGGUUGUAUUGACUGCCAUUGCUCCAAGCUAGGGUAUGAGUGUUUUCAUCUCAGUACACCCUUGCAAGCACUGAUACCUUAUUUUUGGAUCACCUUGUUUUAAAAUCCAAACAAACAAAGGUGAAUUUUUAAGAUUUUAGGAGAUGCAGCAUUGAAUGUUUUCAUUUUAUCUCUGCUAAUAUGAUAUUUAAAAAUACUAUUUCAUUGUUUUAAUUUGCAUUUCUUUAAUUAAUAAGGAUGAAUAUUUUUCAUGUUUAUUGGCAACUUGUAUUUUGUGUGAAUUGUUUGUCUUUUUUCAAUUAUUUGUUAGGAUUUUGUGUUUUAUAGUUGUUAUGAGCUUUCUUUAUAUUAUUACAGAUAUUAUAACCCUUUUGCUGUAUUUGUUUCAUAUUUUGCUCAGCUAAUUGUUUGAUAGCAAGUCUUUUUUAAUUGUAUGUUUAUGUUUAAAGAAAGUCUAUAUAAUGGGAUAUCUUCAUUAAUCCAAACAGGAUGCUCCUCCCUUCCUCUCUCCUUUCUUCCCUCCCUCCCUUGUUCUUGUUCCUUUCUUCCAUUCUUUAAGGAGGUUCUAAAAAUUAAAAGAACAAACAAAUGAGAUAGGAGUACUUGUAAUACUUAAGACAAUAAUCAUUUUAAGUUUCACAAGCACUGUAUGAACAUUGACUUACGUAUAGUACAUUAAACAGAUUCUGCUAUCUGGUCAUUAAAUGAGGUUUAAAAGCAAUGCAGUUCAGAAUUUCUAUAUUCCUGUAGCAGAGUAAAAUACAAUAUUUAAAAUUGUAAGAGAUUUUAGGGUCGUAUAUGUGAGAAGGUAAUAGAAUGAAACACAGUGGUAACUAAUGCUUUGUCUUUAAUUUUCUGUAGAUUUAAUGUUUCUAAUUCUGUGCACAUGAUACUUGCUUUAUGUUCUUGUGUACUUAAACAUAUGUUUGUACUUAUCCUCUUUUCAAUUUUUUCACCCCUCGUGUGGUACCUGCUAAAUGUUAGAUAUUGAUUAUAUUAUUUUUGUCUAUUUCUUACUCUGAGAAAUUAGUGGAAACUCCCAGUGUACUUGCUGGUUCUUGAAAUCAUGACAGACAAAAGAAAAAAAUUCCUAUUGUCUCAUUAACCUACUUUAAAAUUUAUUUUUAAAGCUUUAAGUUGUUAAAACUUCAACAAAAUAUGGAAUAAUACAAAACCCAGGUUACUUCUCUGGAGUUACGUCUUCAUCUUUCUCCCUAGUAUAUCAGUAGCAAAACAUAUAUUGGAGCACCACAUGCUUAGCCUGCUGAAGUGGUGUCUAUUAGCUUGGUCCUGUAUAAUCAGAGUACCACCUGAGGCCAUUCUGAUGAUGGAGGCCAUGGUAACUUACCUGUCUAUGUGAGUUACUUAAUGUAUUGGUGUUUUUUUUUUUUUAAGUAAAACGUUUGUGAAAGCACAUUUUAUCUGCAUCAAGGAAGGAAGGUGUUGGCAUACAUAACUGAAAUCACCGAAUCACCUACCUAACUGGGUUAGGGCCCUGGCUCCAUCUCCUUUAGGAAAACCUUCUGUGGGGAGUGGGGCUUCGACCCUAACCCAGGUGGGUUGUAACACUGCUGCAUUUGCUAAGGGGCAGAGUUUUCUACUACUUUUCUACUGGCCCAGCCUUCCAGAUCACCCCAACCAGAAUUAAUCUCAUCAUCCUCUGUGUUCCUGUAGAACUUUGUUUGUACCUCUGUUUUAACAACGAGCACUUUCUGCUUUGUAUUAUACCUAUUUGUUUGCAUGUCUGUCUUCCCCUAAUAGAUUGUAAGUUCUUUCAGGACAGGAAUCAUGUCUUAGUCAUCUUUGUAUCAUUCCUAGGAGUCUAGCACAGUGCCUUGCCCAUAGUAGACAGUGAGUAAAUACUUAUUUUAAAGUGAUGCAUGAACUCCAACCUAGCUGGCAAAAAAGAGCCCUACUGGGAGCUGUAGCAAGUUUUCUGUCUGUCAUAACAGCUCCUGCUAAGAUUAAAGGACAGGCAAGAAAAAUCAGCCAGUUGUGGUUAAAACUGAGUGCCCUAUUUUAAAUAUGUCAGUGUAGUCACAAAUAAUAAAAAAGCUUAUAAUGGAUACUCUUGUCUUAAUCAAAUAAAAAUCUGAUUCCUUAAAUUGUCUUAAGGGGGAAAUGUAAAAAUUAUCCAAAAUGGGUUAUUGUCAAAGUGUAGAAGGAAAGAACAGAUACCUUCACAGUCAGCCAAAUAUACUAAUCUGCAAUAAGUUACCUGAAUUUCUGGAGUGAGUUUUAGGAAGCCAGGAUGUCUUCUUUCCAGUGCAGCUUUUCCUUCAUAAAUAGGUAAUUCUGGUUUGACAAAGAGUUGUGAUCAGAUCAUAAGUGUAAAACUUUUAUCAGUUUAUUCCUUUUAACCUGUUUGUCUAGUGAGAGUGCUUUUUCGUUUCUAUCUGUUCCAUAAGAAACCCUUUCAAAGGGGAGUAGAAUUCAUUGCUCUUUGGGACGAGGUUACGUUUUUAUCUGACUGCCAAAUUGCCAAACUUGGUUUAGAUUAUGACCUCAACCAAAUUUGACUGUAAUAUGAAGACAAGGACACAUUCCAACUGAAUGUGAACUUUAAAAUAAGGUCACAUACAGAUAAUUGAGUUUCCAGAAUAAGAAUUAUUAGUUUUACGGGCCUUGGUACUUUGGUGAAAGAGCCCUGGUGGUACAGUGGUUAAAGUGCUCAGCUGCCAACUGAAAAGUUGGCAUUUCAAACCCACCAGUCACGCUGUGGGAGAAAGCUGUGGCAGUCUGCUUCCGUAAGGAUUUACAGCUUUGGAAACCCUAUGAGGCAGUUCUAUUCUGUCCUUAGCGGGUCGCUAUGAGUCGGAAUCGACCCGGUGGCAAUGGGGUUUUUGGUACUUUGGUGAAUAAUGAAAGGGAAGUAGUGACAGUAUGAUACUUUCAGGAUUAUUAUUUCUCUACAAGGUAAAGACAUUUCAAGAGAUCAGUUUAUGUAUAGUAAAGUAGUAAACUUUUUAAAUGAUAAAAUCUAGUACUGGCAUUGCAGUGAAUGAGCACACACAUUCAUUUCAUGUAGAUCAUAAAAGAACAUUAUUCUUUUGUAAAGUAUUAUGUGGUGAGAACCAAAAAGAAGUUCACACUUGAUUCAUUAAUUUUACUGUUGGGAAAUUAUCCUUAAAAGCAUUUUUUAAAAAGAAAAUAUAUUCAGUUCAACUAGUGUUUAUCAGCUACCUGAUAUGAGCCAGACACUAUGCUAGGAGCUGGAGAUACAAAAAUGAAAGACAUAUGCAGAAAGAUGUUCAUUGCAGUCUCAUCUGAAGAUGGGGAAAAAAGGGAAACAACCUGGAUGUCCAACAAUAUGCGAAUGUUGUCAGAUUAAUGUUCCAGGAUAUUAUGCAGCUUUAAAAUGAUAAUUAUGAAUACUUUAGAGAAACAUAGACAAAAUUUAAAUAAAUCUUGAUUAUAGCAGUGUCAAAAUUAUGUAUUUAGAAAGUACUGUAAAAUAAUGAAAACUGUUUUUUAGAAAGGUGGGAUUAUACCUGGCUAUAAUUUGUCUUUCAAGUAAAAACAACUAUUAUUUAUCAGAAAUUUGAGAAUUUUAAUGUUAACAUUUAAAUUUUCUGUUAUUUUCGAUUUUGAAAAUAGUUUUCUUUACAUGAGUUAGUUCAGUACACUUAUUUUAGGCUUCUGUUAAUAUAUUUUGACAGCUACUUUUUACUCUGUAAAUACAGUAUUUUUUAUCUGUCAUUAAUAGUACAAAAAUUAAAAUGGUACAAUAAAAAUGACAAUUUAAACCAUGACAAAGUAAAAAUAUAAUGAAAAUUAUUUAAGGUUUGUUUUUAACUCUUAAUUACUUGUUUGCACAUAGAUUUGCUUGGCUUGUUGUGACCUUAGAGAUCUUCUUGUCAUAGAUUCAGAGAAUAUUAGAGCUCAAAAAGAGAACCUUAGAGGUCAUCUAGGAAGGUAAUCUAAGAACAUAGGCCUUGACGUCAGAUUGCCCAGUUCAGAUACCAACUCUGCUAUUUACUAUUAAUAUAGUAAACUUAAGUUACCUUUCCUCUCUGUGUCUUGUCUUCAUAAUAGUGUUGUUAUUAGAUGCCAUCGAGUCACUUAUCACUCAUAGCAACCCUAUUGGACAGAGUAGAACUGCCCUGUAAGGUUUCCUAGGCUGAAGUCUUUAUGAAAGCUGAUCGCCAGGUCUUUUCUCCCGUGGAGCAAUUAGACCGCCGCUAGGCCGUUCUUCCCAGGCACCUCUGGGUGGAUUUGAACCACCAGCCUCCUGAUUUGUAGCCAAAUGCUUAACCAUUUGUGCCACCUGGAGACUCUUAACGCAUAUAAAGUACUUCCUAAAAAUCUUUGGUUUUGGUAUUAUUGUCAUCAUCAAAUCUAAUGCCCUUCUUUUUUCAAUAAGGAAAGGAAAAACCAAAACAAAACAAAACCCAUUGCCAUUGAGUUGAUUCCAACUCGUAGCAACCCUGGAGUAAAGGAAGGCCUAGGGUUAUUAUGUUAGUUGAUAUGUUUAAGUUUAUAUUGAAUUUAAUAGUGACAAAAGUAGAAGUGGAAAUGGAACCCGAAUCUCCUGACUCCAGCCUAAUGCCUUUUCUUCUAUAGUAGAGCUUGUACCCUGCCAGUUAUUGAAUCUUACUGAGAAAAGUCAUAGAAGUGCUUUCUUUUUUUUUUUUUUUCUCCUCUCUCUCUUUUUCAGUUAACCUCGUUUUAGGAAAAGUCUUAGAAGGAGAAACUAAUUUUCAUGCUAGUUUAUUCCUGAUCAGAUAAUUUAAGGCUUUGUGGACAUAAAAGAAAAUAAACUAUGAUCUUUGUGUCCAAGGAGUUUAGAGAGAACAGAGAGAGACAGAUGCACAGGUGGAGAAUGAACUAUUCAAUGACAUAAUAAAAGUUUGUAAAAAUGAAAGAAGUGAGGGGAGAAAGUACCUGGUAGGGAGUAAAGGAAGAGCUAUACCGAGGAUGAUGCUACCCUGAUACGGUUUUAAAUGCCUAAUUGGAAUUUUCUGAUCAGAAAAGGAUGCAAGGCAAUUUAUAAGAGAACUGGUCAUGAUUGGGAAACUACAAGGACUUGCAUCAAGCUAGAGAAUAGAAUAAUCUUAGUGGAGUAGCAGAAGACAGCAUAGAAGAGGGUAAAGAGAGACCAGAUCGUAAAGGGUUGUGUGUUACAAAGAGAAUUCUGGACAUUUUACUCCUCCUGUAGGGAAUGGAAUGCCAGUGAAUCACACUCAUGUGGGUUAAAUCAUCGAUUUUGUGUUUUAGAUAGAUUACUGAAGCAGCAGCAUAAAGCGACUAGAGAGAGGGUAGGACCUCAUUUGUCAUUUAUCACUUCGAAUAGUCUAGGUAAGAUUUGAUAAAUAUGCCUCGUAGAACAUGUGUUUAUCAUUGUUCUCUCCAGAAUUGCACUAAAGUGAUAGUAAAAAACAAAAACAGCAAAGAAAACAGCAGUGACAACUUGACAUGUAAUAAUUGAUUCAGGGAAGAAUCGGCAAUAGACGUUAAAACUAUUGGACAAAAGGUAUGUUGAGGAACAGGAUAUUCAUAAGAUCUCAAAAUACCAUUUUCACAGAUUACUUAUUAAUUACAGAGGGAAAAUGUAUCUAUAUAUUGGAGAGAUCAGGCAGAGUCACUACCUUAAACUUAGCAUCGCUAGUAGUUGGGACAUCAUUGGCAUUGGGUUCCUCCAGAUGUGAUGCAGUAAGAUGUGCAGAGAUCACCUAUGUCAUGUUCUUGCCAAAAAUGUUUAACCUGACUCUAAUCAGGAGGAAAGAAUCCGACAAAUCCAGAAUGGGGACAUUCUACAAGGUAACUAGCCUAGACUCCUUAAAAAACCACCCAGGGGAAGAAAAAAAAUCCAACGAGUCUUUCCCAGGUCUAAAAACACAUAACUAUAGAAAUAUGACACAUGAACUUUAUAGCCUAAAUAGGGAGACAAAAAGCUAUAAAAUAUUUUGGGGACAGUUGAGGAAAUUUAAAUGUGCACUAUAUAUUAGAUAUUAAAUUAAUGUUAAUUUUCUUAAGUGAUGUGUAGGAGAAGGUUCUUAUUUUCAGGAGAUUGCAGGCUGAGGUAUUUAGCAAUGAAAUACUGGUGUGUUCAAUUUUCAGUCUGCAAAAAAAAAAAGUAUAUAUAUGUUCUAGAUACAGACAGAGGGCAAAUGUGGCAAAAUGUCACUACUGAAGAAGCUGCAGAAGGUGUGCAGGUCAUCAUUGUACUUUUUUUCUGCUUUUCUUAGUCUUGAACAUUUUUAAAACAAGUUAGGAGAAGGCAUGGAUGGGUAGGCCAGAUAAGUCAUGAGGAUCUGAACUUUGACAUUUGGAAUAAAAUUAAGGAAAUAAGUUGGAUAUAGAGUGAGGUAACAUUGACAGAAUUUAGUAACUACAAUUUGAGCGUAAAGGAGAAGAGUAAUUCUAAGAAGACUGAAGUUUAUUCCUUGGUUUACUCUGUAGGUAGGUGUCAUUCUCUGAGAUAAGAAAGAGGCAGAUUUCAGGGAGGGAGGACUGGGGAUUGAAAGAUGGAGUGAGCAAAAAACAAAUGCCUUUGAAGUUUUUAGAGAGGAUCUUAAUUUUUAAUCAGUAGAAUGACAGUAGAAGCAGUUGUUAGAUAGGGCUUCUUCCUUUUGCUGCUUACUGUCUUAUCAAGGUCACCUCCCUUGUUUAGUCUGUGAUGAUUGCAUAAAAAAAAGUAAGUUCAGAUUUCAUGAUUGGUUUCAAGAACCAGUGAACCAGCUGCAUGCUCUUGUUCAGUUGUAUUGAAACUACUUUUCUCAUCUCAGCAAAAAUCACACUCAGUUUUGAUCAUUUGCGUUAAUGGAAUGAGAUAAUAAUGUGUUUUUUUAGAAAAAAGAUAAUUCAGAAUAAUGUUUUUCAUUACUUCAUAUUUAGAGAAUUAAUCAUAUUUCAGGAAUUAUAUAUAAAUACAGGCAGCCCCUAGGUUACAAAUGAGAUCUGUUCCUAACUGUGCCUUUAAGUCAGAAUUGCUCGAAGCCUUUUCAAUGAUUUAAAAGCUGCAUAUGCAGCAAGUGAAAGUGAUUAUGGUAAUGAAUUUGUUGCCAGUAGGGGUUGGAGUAGGGGUGGGUUCAGUCCUUUCAAAGUGAGGCCAAAUUUACAUAACAUUAAAGGGCAAGUACGAGUUGUCCCUAAAUCAGAAAGUCAGACGUUGGUAACCCAGCGACUGCCUGUAUAUUAAACUAUUGAGAUUUACAGUUAACUUUUGCCUGGAUGAAAACAAUAAUUUAAAUUGGUUCAGUAUAAGUAUAACCUGAUACUGUUAGCUAUUGAGUAAUUAUUUACUGAAUGAAUGAAUAAAAGGCAUUUUUAUGUGAUUAUGAAUUGAAAGGAAUUUCCUUUUUUCCGUUUUAAACCCCUUCUUUAAAACUAGUAAUUUUAAUACACCGAUAUUUCUAAGGUUACAUGAAAAAAGAAAUGAACCAAUAUUUCAAGUAUCCUCUCAAUUUUUUCCCCACAAUUAAUAAACUUCCUUUAGAAGAGUCAAUUUAAAUUUUUUCUAAUCCAUAAUUUUGGAAUUUGCUUUCUAUGUUUGUUGAAUGGAUCAAAUUAAGGUACAGGAUAUGGUUACUGAGUCAUAAAUUGAAGGUGUGGCAUAAAUAAAAUUGAGAAGAAGCCAGCAAAGCGAUUAAAUUAUGUAUAAAAUGCAGGAAACAUUUCUGCUUUUAUCUGGUACUUUAUUUUCCCAUUACUAAUUGCGGUAUGCCAACUUCUGGGUAUACAAGUACCAAGUUACUUAUUUCUUAAGACAUUAAAAGAACUCAAUAUUAAAGUCAGAAAAUACAGUUAAGCGAAAGAAGUAAACAAAAACAAUUGGAAUCUUAAGCUACUCUGCCACAGUUAGUAUUUGAGACAAUUCAUUUUGUUUUAAUUGUGGUAAAAAUAUAUAAAACAAAACACUUGGCAUUUCAACACUUUUUACAUGUAAAAUUCAGUGAUUACAUUCAUCAGGUUAUGCAACCAUUAUCACUUCCCUUUUCUCAAAUUUUUUCACCACCGUAACAGAAACUCAGUGUUCCCUAAACUAGUGCUCUCCUUCCCCCCUUUUCCCACCCCAUGUAACCACUAAUAAACUAUGAUAUCUAUAUAUUUUCCUAUUUCGUAUAAGUGGGGUCAUACGGUGUUUGUCCUUUUGUGACUGCCUUACUGCACUCAGCGUAGUGUUUUGAAGUUUCAUCCAUGUGUCAGGGCUUCAUUUCUCUUUAUGGCUGAGUAAUAUUCCAUUGUGUGCAUAUACCAUAUUUUGUUUAUCCAUUCGUUAAUGGACGUUUAGAUUGUUUCCACCUUUUGACUA
Messenger RNA from Trichechus manatus latirostris (Florida manatee), 9231 nucleotides. RefSeq lists its product as uncharacterized. NCBI's taxonomy places the organism in Eukaryota, Metazoa, Chordata, Mammalia, Sirenia, Trichechidae. The coding region runs from base 1 to 1080 and encodes 359 amino acids. The transcript has 5 exons. The record is from RefSeq and is a predicted model, not a curated record.